GGACCCUAAAUUAGAUUAUCCACUAACACACCCUUUAACCCUUUUGGCUCCAAAACUAAUAAAACAAUAAUUCGGACUGCAUAAAUGUAAAAUCACAUGUAUAUAUAUCCCAAAAAACUAGCACCAUGUUUGGUUAAGAAUAGAUUCAAAUGAGCUGUGCAACAGCAGCAGCAGCAACUACUAGCACUAGUACUUGUACUACCACAACCUCAACUUGCAACCCAACAAAAUUCAUUAAUUCCUCUUUCUCACUACAUUCGAAUUCGAUUCGUCGGAUAACCCAUUUUGUUAAGGUUCCAACAUGGGGUCUAUUUAAGAAGAAACAUGCGAUGCGUAUUCCCAAGCGUUCUAUUGCUUCUUGCUUCUCUCUCUUCUCUCCUCUUGAAUUAAAUUUCUCCUUUUUCUCUCCUCAUUCUUUUCUUGAUUACCCUUCAAAUUUUAGUCAGUUUGCAAGUAGAAGAAGGGCCGUUUGUGCCUGUGAAGGUGCAUAUCAGUUAAACACAAGUGUUAUAUUUGACAGAAAAAUGUCGAAGUCUGCAUAUUCUGAUGGAACACAAAAUCCACUCAUUUGGUCAUCUCCGGAAAAAGGGUGUACAAUUGAAAUAGGCAAACAGAUUUUCUGUAAUAGGUCUUUAAAUAUGAAAGGUAUUGUUGCUGUUGGCUUUGAUAUGGAUUACACUUUGGCACAGUAUAAACCAGAGACAUUUGAAACUCUUGCAUACAAUGGAACUAUUAAGAAGCUAGUCUAUGAUCUCGGGUAUCCUAAAGAGUUGUUGGAGUGGAAAUUUGAUUGGACUUACAUGGUAAGAGGCUUGGUUCUUGAUAAAAAGAGAGGCAAUAUAUUGAAGAUGGAUCGCCAUAAGUAUGUAAAAGUUGCCUAUCACGGAUUCCAGGAAUUGUCCAAGGAAGAUAAAGUUAUGGCAUAUGGAAGCACAUUGAUACGAGAUGCAUUUGAUGAGCCCGAUUAUGCACUUAUUGACACCCUUUUCUCAUUGGCUGAAGCAUUUUUGUUUGCUCAACUUGUUGAUUUCAAGGACAAUAAUCCUGGACUAAUUCCAGAAGCGACAGACUAUGGUCAAAUGUACAAAGAUGUCCGAGCUGCUGUUGACCUGUGUCAUCGUGAUGGAACUUUGAAAGAGAUGGUUGCAUUAGAUCCUAAGAGGUAUAUCAAUGAGGAUAAAAUGAUUGUUCCAAUGCUCAAAAUGCUGAGAGAUUCUGGUCGUGCAACUUUUUUGGUGACAAACAGCCUGUGGGAUUACACAAAUGUUGUGAUGAACUUUCUUUGUGAACCAGAGCCACAGAGUGGUAGCCAAACGUUAACUUUCGAUUGGCUGAAGUACUUCGAUGUUGUUAUCACUGGAAGUGCAAAGCCGGGCUUUUUCCAUGAGAAUCGUGCCAACCUCUUUGAGGUUGAACCUAAAUCUGGCAUGCUUCUUAAUACUGACAAUGGAACUCCUAUGGUUCAGGUAGGGAGCACUUCUGUAGAUGUGCAGCUGAAAAGCCGUGAUAAAGGCUUCAAAGUUUUCCAGGGGGGAAAUGUUGGUCAUCUGCACAAACUCCUUGCUAUUGAGUCAAGUUCACAGGUUCUGUAUGUUGGAGAUCACAUCUAUGGAGAUAUAUUACGCAGUAAAAAGAUUCUUGGGUGGAGAACAAUGCUUGUCGUUCCAGAACUUGAGAAGGAGGUCGAACUGCUGUGGGAGAUCCGUGGAAGCCGCAAGCAACUUCAGACAUUGAGAAAUGAACGUGACAGCAUUGAAAACAAAAUACACCGUCUGGAGUGGUCCCUCAAGUUUGAAGGUGUAAAUGCUGAUGAGAAGCAAAAGAUACAUGAAGAGCUUGAAGAAUUAACGUCUGAAAGGGAGCAAGUGCGGAUCAGUCAUCAACAAGCUCAAAGAGCAUGCCACCAAAAGUUUCACAAGGUAUGGGGUCAACUGAUGAAGACUGGAUAUCAAAAUUCCCGUUUUGCUCACCAGGUGGAGAGAUUUGCUUGCCUAUAUGCAAGCCAAGUGACUAACCUGAGCUUGUACUCCCCAGAUAAAUACUAUAGGCCAAGUGAAGAUUUUCUGCCUCAUGAAUUCGAUAUCCUUGGAUGAGGUGCUACUCUGUCAAAUAUGUCUUUGUUGAAGUGCUAGCUAUGUUCCGGGGAAGGAAAAAACAGGCGGCCUUAGUCCUUACUAAUUGCCCUUACAUUUUUUGUUUGAAUUCUAUAAUUUGGUGAUUUGUUACAACAGAAUAUUUUAUUUAUAAUCAAUAUAUAUCCCCUCUUCCUCUAAAAACUAAAACCCUUCCGUUCAGACUCUACAGAUGAUAAAGAAUGCUUUAUAGUGUUUGUGAUUCAA
Messenger RNA from Daucus carota subsp. sativus, 2339 nucleotides. RefSeq lists its product as uncharacterized. The coding region runs from base 150 to 2093 and encodes 647 amino acids. Gene Ontology annotation, molecular function: 5'-nucleotidase activity. NCBI's taxonomy places the organism in Eukaryota, Viridiplantae, Streptophyta, Magnoliopsida, Apiales, Apiaceae. The record is from RefSeq and is a predicted model, not a curated record. The transcript is spliced from 17 exons.